CCCCGAAGAGAGAGACCGACCUCGCUCGCCGCUCGCUCACCAGCACCCACACUCCGCCCGCCGCCGACCCGCCAUGGACUAGCCGCCAGCCGGGCAGCAGCCACCACUAGCACACUCUCUCUCGCACCCCAGCCAGCCACACGCUUCCCGCCAACUCUCAGCUAAGAGCACCAAAGCACCGCAGAGCAGCACGCGCAAAUAAAUGCAUCGGCCGUUGGAGUGGAGUCUGCUGGCUCUGCUAGCGCUCUCGGUGAUCUGCGGAGGUGGCGAGGCGAAGGAGUACCGCAAACUCGGUGCCGAGUUCGUGCCUGCCGAGAGCGGCAAACGGUACAACGAGCCGUCUUGCGAGCAGCUGCGCGCCAUGUGGCGCUUCUCGAAGCGCCAGGCGCGCGCCUCCGAGGUGACCAACGAGAUUCCGCAGUACCGCGACCCGUUCGUCUACAACGUGUGGGAGCCGUACCCCGGCACGCUGCGCAGCGUCGGCGCUCGCACCAAGACCGCGUCGACCGGCAGCGUCGGACGCAGGCAGCGGCCGGUCUACGGAAAAAUCGUGCACACACCGCCCCCAGGCUCGGCCCGGAGCUUCGACUCGCCGCGCACGCGCGCCUUCGAGGAGCUGACGGCCAGGAUGUUCGGCUCGAGUCGCUCCGGCGGCUCACGCAAGACCCUGCGCUACACGGGCUCCGACGGCUCGCUCGUGCCGCAGGCUGGCAGCUUCCAGCAGCUCAAGGACAUUGUCCGCGCCGAGCGCGCACGCGAAUUGCAGCAACGCCUCACCGACGACCCCACGCUGCAGAACUACGGCCAAAUGGUAGUGAGCUUACCACCAGCCGGUGAGGACGACGGCGCCUACGGAUCGUUCCGUUACGGAAAGCAGGAGGAGCCGGCGCGCGUCCGGGGCGUGCUCUCGUUCCCGGACGUUCUAGCGCCGGCCGCCGGACGGCUGGACGAGACGAGCGAGGCAGGAUUCACGGAGGAAGCGUACCCGCCUGAAAUGUACGCGCCGGUCGAGGAGGAGAUGGCACCGGUGCGGCUGUCGGCCAAGGCGGCCAAGCAGCGGUCGUCCGUCACCAAGGGGCAGCGCGUGUACAAAGCGUCGCCGCGCACCAAGCAGGGCAGCGCGCAGGCCGCUUCCUCGGCAGAGGCCAGCAGCACUUUCCCUUUCGCGUCAGACACGAGCGCGGAAGAAGAGACGUCGCCCUCGUCUGACGAGGUGCUCGAGGACGAGAUUCCUCCUCCAUGUGCCACCGUGCUCGAGCAGACUUGCACCUCGAGUCCCGAAUGUUUGUGUUCGUCCACGCUGCCCACUCUGUCCAGGUGCUUCCACGAAACGCCCACGGGCACGGGGGUCUGCCAGAUUUUCGAUUUGCAUCAAUCAGAGAGCGAUGAGUUCGGAUCGUGGCAUCGUACGCCGCUAGAGCCCGGCCAGCUGGGUGCGUGGUCCAGCCAGGUGGCCCUCCCCGCCGCCCCUGCACCGGCAGCAUCGACCCCCUCUGCAACCCUCUCUUCGGCAUCCAGCGACCGACGCAACUCAACACUCGCUCAUUAGGCGUUCCGGAGAGGAUUCCGCGAUUCGGCCCCGUUUUUAAGAAGAAAGAGAAACACCCUCGUUUCCCGCCAUUAGCGGCCUGGCAACGCCGCACCGCGCGGUGCGAGGUUGCCGAGGCGCUCCCGUCGCGCGAGGUGCGACAAGCACGGCCGGCGUUGCGCGCGCGUAAUUAAAAUUUAACAAUUAAUUAAUUAAUCGGCGCGGGCGCGGGAAGCGACGAUUUUGCACGAGAGAGUCGGCGCCGCGGCUGCGGGGCUGCCAGCCCGACGAGGUGAGCCAGCGGGGUGGCAGCCGCCGCACCCGCACCCUUCCGCCUUCCGUUCCGCAUAGUUUGAGGCUGAACCCGCGUUUUGUGUUUCCGAAUCGCGCGACGCGCCGAAUCGCUUGAGCCGUUUCGACUCGGCGCGUCGCGGCGGCUGCUCCCGCGCCCGCCCCCGCAGCUCCCGCCCGCCUGCUUGAAGCGCAACACACUCACUCACACACUCACGAGGCUUCCAAAAAAAAAUAAAAAAAAUAAUCCACUCAAACGCCAAAAUAAUAUGCUGAAACAAAAAUGGUAUUUUUACUAGACAAUAAUAAAAAAGAAACAAGAAGAUGAAGAACAAAAGGCGCGCGAAUUUGUAUUUUUAAAAAAACUAGGACGACGACGACGAAUUGGCCAGAAUUGCAUGGUGACAAUAAUUGUACUAACCGCGAUUUAUUCUUAAAAACACACACUCACUCACUCACACAGCCAGCCAGCCCCAUGUCGACUUUUUGGAACUUGCUAUAUUAUAUAUAAUAUAUACACACACACGCAAUUAUACAUAUUAUAUGAUUGUCCUUUGAAGAGUGCCGCUCUGCGGACGGGACGCACGGGACUCCUGUCCGCAGAUCGGAGAACGUGUCGAGAAUCUAUGACAAUACAACACAUCACACACACACACACACACUAAAGAAUUGUAAAAUGUAUCAUAAGUAGCGUUUAAAAUAUGGAUAUAAGCACUAGCAUGUAAGGUAUGUGUCGUACUCGCAUGUAUUGCCACCAAUAAACCAUCACUGACAGAGAAAUACCAGAUGCAGAUUUACAACGGGUGAUAAGAUAUAAUUAUUAACAUAUAUAUACACACAUUGUAACACUAACUGUUAUCUAUGAUUACUCUAUUUUUAUCCCCGCACCCACCCUCUCUCACACAAACACACACACACACAUUGCGCUGCUCCGCUCCGAUUGACCGAAAAUAAAACCUUCGAAAAUCGAGCCCCGCAGCCGUUCGCCAUUUCUGUUGUUGCAUUUAAAGAUUCUUUCUCACUACGUAGGCUUAGUUGACGCCCGAUAUUCUGUCGAAAUUGUUUCGAAAUAAUGGUGGUGCUCGAGAAACCGUGGCAGGCCGGAACAUCUUAAAAUAAUACACAGAGACAAACAAAAAUAAUAAAUUGAAUUGUACGCAUACACAUAUAAAUAUAUAUAUUUAAUGAACAAAAAAAAUAAGAGGAAACGUAUAAAAAUUCUAGGCUGGCCUUUUUCAAGUAAUAUGUCAAUUACACAUACUAAUGCAGACAAUUAUUAUACCCACCCGCUAUGUUAAGUGACGCGAAACAAUAAUAAUAACAACGCUGCAUCAGAAUUACAGACAAUUAUUUCACUUUGGGGCACGAUGGAACUGCCACCUGUUGGUGCCGUUGGCGCACAACCUACAGAUUGAUCAAUAAUCCUAUCUCUCUCUCUCUCUCUCUCUCUCGCUCUCUCUCUCUAUUUCAAUGCACUACUCUGCGUCUCUGCGUGCGAAAAUAAACUAUCCCUCUUUCACCUGGCAUAUCCACUUGGUUCGACCGCAAUACCUCGAUCACCCACCGCACUGAUCUUUGCUCCUCGCAUAUCCCUAACCAAGUAACGCGGCAUAUUAUAAUUAUAAAUAUCAGCCUGGCACAUAUCCUGCGAUUUACAGCAUAUCUCUUCUUCUAUCCUCAGUGUACCUCCGAUUUAUGUUAUUGUGAAAACACACACCUACACACACACGCGUAUAACUCACACACACACACACACACACAAAAUUGUCUUGUGCCGAUUAAUGCGCCAAUACCAAUAACAUUAAUUACCGAAAUGAUGAUGGACAAAGAAUUAAUAAAGUUUAAUUUACUGUGCAAAAUG
This is a messenger RNA of Cloeon dipterum, 3680 nucleotides long. RefSeq lists its product as uncharacterized. The transcript has 5 exons. Bases 203 to 1549 code for a protein of 448 amino acids. The record is from RefSeq and is a predicted model, not a curated record. NCBI's taxonomy places the organism in Eukaryota, Metazoa, Arthropoda, Insecta, Ephemeroptera, Baetidae.